This is a messenger RNA of Exophiala aquamarina CBS 119918, 1947 nucleotides long. RefSeq lists its product as uncharacterized. The record is from RefSeq and is a predicted model, not a curated record. Gene Ontology annotation, cellular component: nucleus. Lineage: Eukaryota; Fungi; Ascomycota; Eurotiomycetes; Chaetothyriales; Herpotrichiellaceae. Bases 1 to 1947 code for a protein of 648 amino acids. The transcript is spliced from 4 exons.
AUGGUCUCUGAUUCUCCUUCCGCUGCUGAACCCACCUCUCCCACUCACUCUUCCUCGUCCGCGCACCCUCAUAAUGCCAACGAUAAGCUCCUGUCAUCUGCCUCUGCCUCUGCCUCCGCCUCCGCCUGCCGCCAGUCUGCCUUAGAUUCCUACGAGUACGACGGUCCUAUCUCCUACUCCACCGAAGCCUUGCUGCGCCAGUCCCAUUCCGAGGCUCAGGAAAUGCACAACCCUCCUUUACAUCAUGUCAAUGGCUUCAACCCAGAGCAAGAGAAAGAACUUCCCCGACUACAAGCCAAUGGGCAUCUCGAUGAUGGUGACCAGCUAGACCCCGUGCUCGAGGAUGACCCAGCGUCCUACAAUUUAGUUGCCCCUCCUCCAGCCGAAGAGCGAGAGCCGUUCUCGCUCGAGACCCAAACCACCGCUCUAUUCUCAAAGGGCCAUCUACAGGUCAUCUUCGGAGAUCCUACCUUCUUAUUCAAAUUCACUUCCUUCCUUGGUCUGCACAGACCACAAUCGGUGCCUAUUCUUGUCCACUAUCUCGAUUCCCUCAAAUCACUUCGUGCCAUUCACUAUGCCAAUGCCAUAUGCGAAGGAUUAGAUCCUGUCGAGGGACUGGAGUUUACACAAAAGUCUGUUAAACUCACCAUCAACACGUUUCUGGAGGAGAGAGCCCGGAAGGCCUUCGAUGUUCUCGUGACAGAAGAACUCCCCGCAUUUAUCACCCACCAUUACAUUCAGAUUGUCAGUGCCAGUAUCAUCGCUAGAAUCACGGGCGCUCUGUCGCCUCAACUUCGCGAUGCCUCGGAUGGUUUGGCCGAGGUGUUUUGUCUGACGGAUCCAUCAAGGCCAGACAACCCUAUUGUCUUUGCCUCAGAAGAAUUCAAUCGCACCACCCAGUAUGGGAUGAACUAUAUUUUGGGGAGAAACUGCAGGUUUUUGCAGGGCCCCAUGACCAAUGCCCAUAGCGUUCGACGCCUCCGAGAUGCGAUCAAAGCUAGCAAACAGCAUCAAGAAGUCUUCCUGAAUUAUCGACGAGAUGGAUCUCCAUUCGUAAACCUCCUGAUGAUCGCUCCGCUUUCUGACAGCCGUGGCGUCGUUCGGUACCAUAUUGGGGCUCAAGUCGACGUCAGUGGUCUUGUAAAAGAUUGUUCAGAGAUGGAAUCACUACAGAAGCUGAUCCAACUACAAAGUCGUGGCGUCGAUCCGCCGGUACCAGAAAAGCCUAAUCCUGACAAGAACGACGAACUCCAAGAGUUAAGUGAGAUGCUUAACCAGGGAGAAUUGAGCACGAUCCGCAGGCACGGGGGUAAGAUGCACCGAGAAGUGACGGAGGAGGACAUGGAGAGUGUCGGCUCACACCAGCCUCGACUAUUAAUCAAGGACCCGGAAACCUUGGCCGCCAGUGCUGGCAGUGUCAACGGAAAGUUGAGCGGAGUUUACCAGAACUACCUGCUGGUUCGACCCUAUCCAUCACUGCGAAUUAUAUUUGCCAGUCCGACGCAACGGCUACCCGGUAUUCUACAAUCACCUUUCUUGAAAAAGAUAGGAGGGUCGAAUCGUGUUCGCGAGGAAUUGACAGCUGCAUUUGCCGAGGGUCGAGGGGUGACGGCUAAGGUGAGGUGGGUUAGCAGAGCUGAUGAGCAGGGCAAGAACAAAUGGAUACAUUGUACACCACUUGUUGGCAAUCAAGGCCAAAUCGGGGUGUGGAUGGUGGUGAUAGUCGACGAUGAGAAUUCUCCCGACAGGUGGAACGGAACUGGACGGGUACCUCCUACAGUCGCCACUUCAACCUCGGAUCGAGCUUGGACACCGGCCAACGGACAUCGAGGUCAUGGAUCGACUCGCAAUGGAUCUGUGGAUCUGGACGACAGUCAAGCAGGUCGGAACUAUGCGGGCAGUCUUGGGAGUGGAGAGGGGAGCGUCACCAGUCUGAGGAUUGUCUGA